AUGGGAUCUAAUCCUCUUACAAGGCCAAACCACCUCGAACCUUCCCCGCUCGGUACCAAAGAAUACUGGGACUCCCUGUACACAACUGAACUGCACAAUCAUUCUGCAGAUACCAGCGACGUAGGCACAAUCUGGUUCUCCGACUCAGGCGCCGAAAACAAAGUCCUACCCUUCCUCUCCUCCCACAUCCUGUCCGACAAAAAGCUCCUCGGCCCCGAAACCACACAGCAAAACUGCAGCUUUCUCGACCUAGGAACCGGGAAUGGGCAUUUUUUGUUAAGACUUAGGGGGUUGGAUGAAGAUGGCGAGGUAGAUGAGGAGGGCGAGAAAUGGGAGGGCAGAAUGCUAGGCGUUGAUUACUCGGCGCAAAGCGUUGAGUUCGCGCGGCGGAUUGCGGCGUCCAAGGGUGUGGAAAUUGAAUUUGAGUAUUUCGAUCUCAUGUCUGACUCGCCGUCUUCUAUUCUCACGAACGACGAAUCUGGAGGCUGGGAUGUGGUGCUUGAUAAGGGCACGUUUGAUGCUAUUUCGCUGAGUGAGGAGAGGGAUGGCCAAGGCAGGAGGUUGUGUGAGGGGUAUAGGGAGAAAGUGAUGCCGCUUGUGAGAGAGGGCGGGUUACUGCUGGUUACGAGCUGUAAUUGGACAGGGGAGGAACUUAGGGCUUGGUUUGCGGGGGCGGGGUUACGGGUUGUGGGGGGAGGUUAG
Lachnellula hyalina is the source of this 702-nucleotide messenger RNA. RefSeq names its product Protein-lysine N-methyltransferase (gene EFM4). Gene Ontology annotation, cellular component: cytoplasm. The record is from RefSeq and is a predicted model, not a curated record. Bases 1 to 702 code for a protein of 233 amino acids. Gene Ontology annotation, molecular function: protein-lysine N-methyltransferase activity. The transcript has 2 exons. Lineage: Eukaryota; Fungi; Ascomycota; Leotiomycetes; Helotiales; Lachnaceae. Gene Ontology annotation, biological process: peptidyl-lysine monomethylation; peptidyl-lysine dimethylation.